Suillus discolor is the source of this 2956-nucleotide messenger RNA. RefSeq lists its product as uncharacterized. The transcript has 2 exons. The record is from RefSeq and is a predicted model, not a curated record. Lineage: Eukaryota; Fungi; Basidiomycota; Agaricomycetes; Boletales; Suillaceae. The coding region runs from base 453 to 2675 and encodes 740 amino acids.
CCAGUUCUUUUCUCCCCAAGUCAUUCUACCUGCGGGCAAAAACGAUCUUGAAGUACUAGAAAAUUUAAAAUCUAUCAUCAAGGAAGGUCAGCACGAAUUCUAUCGUGCAGUUCCUCAGCCUGCUGCUCUUGCUAGCCUCUAUUUGGGCCCAACCUCUUCUCAGGUUCCGCCACAUCCAGAACAGCAUCCUGCCGAUUAUUACAACCAGUCUGGUUACGAUAACUCUUCUGACGACCAAAUUCCUCCUUACUCUUCAGAUUCCACAAGGAGGCCUACGGAUCCACCCGUAGUCAAGAAACCAUCAGCAGCAGCAGUUAAUGUGCUUACUUUUGGUCUUACCCUAACCCUCACACUUAAACACGUGUUCUUAGAAUCCAGACCCUACUCCCCCACCUGGAGGACCCAAACCUGGAAAAAAGGUUGAAGCUUCACCCUUGAAAUCCGAAAGAAAGAUGUCAACCGGUCCAGAUAAUUCCGACGCUACUCCCCGAGAUGGUCCUCUUUCAGGCGACCAUCGCGACAGUUCAAAAAUUGACACACCUCGUCCUCUUGGUGACCGUCCUGGUGAGUAUAACACUCGUCCUCCCGUCGACUCUUCAGCACCAAAGUCCACCUACGAUGGUAAAGACGAUGUUAGACGAGACCCCUUUCGUGAUCCCCCACUGGACGACAGAAGGGUCCGAUUUGAUGCAGAACGCCGUCCUCUCGAUAGCCGCCCUAACGGUAAUGACCCUCGACUUCCCCCAAGGGAUCAAGCAUUCCUUGAUAAAGAAAGAGACAGAGAACGUGAAAGAGAGCGUGAAAGAGAACGUGAAUGGAGCCGUGACCGUGACAGAGACCGUCCUCAAUACGGUGGUCGUUCCUAUGGACGCAGUCAUGCUCCUAGACCUCCCCCAGAACAACGCCAUUAUGAGCCCCGAUAUCCAUUUGACAGCGUCCCUCCUCGCCGCUAUGAUUCAAAAGACGAUUUGGAUGCAGAUAGGCGCCCUUCCCUGCGCCCUGACGAUCGCGGUCCACGUCCAUCUCUCGAUGAUAGGCGACCGCCUGUUGAUGACCGUGAAUCUCGUAGCAUGGUGGUUGAUGACCGCGAUCGUCCUAGUCGAGUCACCCUUGACGAUCGUCCAACGAGAGUCGCUAGCUCAGUUCAUAGUUCUGAAGAUCGUACUGUUCGACCUCCGCUUUCACCCGAUGACAAUCACCGCAUGGCUGAUGACAGACCUACUCGCCUUCCUCCUGCCGAUGUGGCACGUGCAGCGGAUGUUGAUCGUCCUCGACCUCUUGAAGAGAGAAUAUCUCAACAAGCAGUUCCUUCUCUCCAAGAACGUCUCAGUCAGCCUGGGGCUCCAAGAGUGGAAAGCCGUAUCACCCACCAACCGAGUUUGGAGGAGCGCUUGUCAAAUGCACCUAUCGCUUCAGAUCGACCCCUUCCGGAUGCCCGUACUAGCCCUGUAGAACCAUCACGUGUACUGCCUUUGAGUGAUCGUCCUGCUGCUCCUGCUGACGUCCGUCCUCGUCCACCUGUUAACGAUAACUUUGCACGCCCAGCAACUCCUCCCCCUCGCUCCAGUGGUUAUGUGGCGCCACCUCGGGCGGCAUCUGUCGCUCGGGAUGACCUCCGUGGACCCAAAGAUUCACCACCAAUUGUUCGUGAUACGCGCGAUCUCCGUGCAAGGGAUCUCUCACGGGAGAGAUCAGAUGUAAGACCACCUUACCGCUCGGACCUUGAUAGAGGGUUCGGUGAUGACAGGCGUCCUGAUGCUAUGGAUACUCGUCGCUAUAGCCCACCACCUCCUUCGGAUGUUCGAGGCAGGAGUUACUAUCCUCCAAGGUCACCACCUCGGGCGGAUGUACCAUUCGAAGCUGAUUCUGACCGAAGGUUUGCGACUGCUGAUCAGCGAGACUCAUUCGAUAGGCGGCGUGACUGGUAUGGAGCUGCCGACGAUGACAAGUCUCGUCCGCCUGUAUGGAGACCCUAUGAUAGAGAGCCCCAGAGAGAACGGUAUGACCGCGAUGCACCACCUCCCAGAAGUUCCGGGUGGGAAGGACGUGAACCGGAACGGAGAGCACCGUUUUCCAGUUCCCCAGUCCGCCCUAUUGAUUCUUCACGUCCACUGAGCUCGCGCCUGGGAGAUGGAUACCUGCCCCCCGUAGACGACCGUUCGUAUCCACCUCGAGACUUCGAGCGUCCACGCUACACAGGUCCAGAUAACGACCCCCCAUUUGUCCGUGGCGUCCGUCCGCGCAGCCCGAGUCCGCCAAGAAGAGGCGGUGCGAAUAAUUCUCUCGAUGAUAUCCGACCGCCUCUCAAACGUGCACGCGAGGACCCACCGUACAGCGGUGGUGGUGGGUACUACUCACCUCGCAGACCGUCGAUGUCGAUGAGUGAUUACCCACCUCGUUCUGCUGCGUCGCCGCCACCGGUAAGCGGGACGAGCGGUGGGUUCUAUGAGUCGCGUGGGGGGCCGCCGCCGUUUAGUAGUGCUUCUGCUGGGGUUGAGAGGGAUUACCCUCCGAGAGAGAGGUCUGGGGAUGGUGGCCCAUCUUAUGGGGGUCCGUACGAUAGGGAUACGAGGCCACCGAGGUCGCCCCCUCCGAGGAUGUAUGGACGGCCUUCGUAUAGACCGGACCCUAGGGAUGAUCGGAGGUAUUUGCCGCCUCCUCCUCGAUCUAGUUGAGGAAUACAUGUAUGAAGAGAUCUAUGUUGUCAAUGCGUUUCUUGGUUUCUUGAUCUUUUUUUUUGUCAUUUCAUUUCUUCUGUAUCAUUUCUGUGAGUUAUCUCUGCUGUUCGACUAUGCAUGGCCGUAGUAUCGUACACGUCAUAUAUUCCGAAUUCUUCUAUUUUAUUCAGAGUCGUAUAAAGUUUGCAGCGCUGCUUUUGAUUCGCAUUGGAUCCAUACGUACUUUCAAAUUUGUGAAUGGAUAUUUGACGUGACGUAUUCCAGUCAAAUUUUACGCU